AUGACACCCUCGCCCAAGACGGUCCUCAUCACCGGCUGCAGUCUUGGCGGCAUUGGCUCAGCACUUGCCCUCGAAUUCCACCGCCGUGGCUUGCAUGUCUUCGCUACCGCCCGCAGCCUCGACAGGAUGGCUCACCUGGCCAACCUUGAUCGUGUUACCCUGUUGCAACUCGAUGUGACCUCGCAAGCCAGUAUUGCCACUGCCGCUGCCCAAGUUGGCAAGACCACUGGUAGCUCCUUGGACAUCCUCAUCAACAACUCGGGCGCCCAGUAUAUCACUCCUGCCAUUGAAGCCAACCUUGAUGCUGCCCGCUCUAUGUUCGAGGUCAACGUCUUUGGCGUUGCUGCUGUCUGCCAGGCUUUCGUCCCACUCAUCACAACCGCCAGUGGAACAAUUGUCAACGUCUGCUCCAUCGCUGCUCACGUGCACACUCCCUGGAUGGGCUUCUAUGGCGCCUCCAAGGCUGCCGCUGAGGUACUGAGCGAGACUAUGCGCCUAGAAAUGGCCCCUCUAGGCGUCCGUGUCAUAUCCCUAGUCACGGGAGCCGUCGCCUCCAACAUCAUGACCAACGGCGCCAUCCCAAAGCUCCAAGAUACAUCUCCCUUCAAACCUGCUCAGAAAGAGAUCGUGGCUCUUGCUAAAGGGGAAGACGGUCAUACUCGCAUGCCCACUGAAACAUUUGCCAAAAAGGUCGUCGAUGAUGUCCUCGGUGGUGCUCAGGGAAAGCUGUGGAGAGGACAGAUGGCCUCGACCAUCUACUGGCUCACAAAGCUCAUCCCCUUGUCAAUACUGGAUAAAUUGAUAUCCAAGGAUUCUGGCUUAGAUCACCUGGCUAAGAACUAA
Bipolaris zeicola 26-R-13 is the source of this 843-nucleotide messenger RNA. RefSeq lists its product as uncharacterized. Lineage: Eukaryota; Fungi; Ascomycota; Dothideomycetes; Pleosporales; Pleosporaceae. The coding region runs from base 1 to 843 and encodes 280 amino acids. The transcript has 2 exons. Gene Ontology annotation, molecular function: acylglycerone-phosphate reductase (NADP+) activity; triacylglycerol lipase activity. Gene Ontology annotation, biological process: triglyceride catabolic process; phosphatidic acid biosynthetic process. Gene Ontology annotation, cellular component: endoplasmic reticulum; lipid droplet. The record is from RefSeq and is a predicted model, not a curated record.